Raphanus sativus (radish) is the source of this 629-nucleotide messenger RNA. Its product is annotated as protein yippee-like At4g27740. The transcript has 2 exons. Lineage: Eukaryota; Viridiplantae; Streptophyta; Magnoliopsida; Brassicales; Brassicaceae. Bases 131 to 448 code for a protein of 105 amino acids. The record is from RefSeq and is a predicted model, not a curated record.
CCGAGACAAGUCAACGCACAAUAAUUUCCACAAGACUAGUAGCGAUAAGAACUAAUGAUUUCUUAGUCUCUAAUCAAAUCUUAUACUCUUCUAUCUCCUUUCUAGUUUCUACAUUCUUUUAUCGACCAAAAUGGGAGAAAGCAAAACUCUUCCUACGUCUUUGUGCAGAAACUGUGAAAAUCCGCUAGCUCUCGGUGAAGAUCUCAUCUCCAAAAAAUUUGUGGGAGCUUCAGGGCCAGCGUUUAUGUUUUCGCACGCGAUGAACGUGGUGGUUGGACCAAAGAUUGGAAGGAAAUUGUUAACCGGAUCGUACGUGGUGGCAGAUGUGAUGUGUAGUAAGUGUGGUGAGAAGUUGGGUUGGAAGUAUGUGGAGACCUUCAAUCUUAAACAGUGGUAUAAAGAAGGCAUGUUUGUGAUCGAAAAGCUAAAGUUGGCCAAGAAAUAUUGAAGCUUUUGUCAAGAAUACUCUUUGGGGAUAAAUUAAAAAAAGAUGUGGCUUAUGUAUAAUUUACCUCUAGUGUUUGUAUGAAUGUCAAUAUAUUGGUUGAUCAAGUUUGUAAUAUUUUUCUAUCACCGAGUUUGUGGUUAUAAUCACCAAAAAUAUCAAGAAAUAGCUUUUUUUUGGUUAA